This is a messenger RNA of Rhodamnia argentea, 1119 nucleotides long. Its product is annotated as galactinol synthase 2-like. The coding region runs from base 56 to 1051 and encodes 331 amino acids. Gene Ontology annotation, molecular function: glycosyltransferase activity. The record is from RefSeq and is a predicted model, not a curated record. The transcript has 2 exons. NCBI's taxonomy places the organism in Eukaryota, Viridiplantae, Streptophyta, Magnoliopsida, Myrtales, Myrtaceae.
UAGCAACUGCAAGCAAGAACACACACAACAAGAACACACCUUCCUAGCAGACAAGAUGGCUCCCAUUGCCGCGGCCGAUGCCGUGAUGCCGAAGCCUGAGGACCAGCCUAGCCGUGCCUACGUGACGUUCUUGGCCGGGACCGGUGAUUACGUGAAAGGCGUGGUUGGGCUGGCCAAGGGGAUGAGGAAGGUGAAGAGCAAGUACCCACUUGUGGUGGCGAUCUUGCCGGACGUGCCGGCGGAUCACCGGAAGAUCCUGGUGGAGCAAGGCUGUGUUGUGAGGGAGAUCAAGCCGGUUUACCCGCCGGAGAACCAGACUCAGUUCGCCAUGGCCUAUUAUGUCAUCAACUACUCCAAGCUCAGAAUUUGGGAGUUUGUAGAGUACAGCAAGAUGAUCUACUUGGACGGCGACAUCCAAGUCUUCGACAACAUCGACCACCUCUUCGACCUCCCGAACGGCGGCUUCUACGCCGUCAUGGACUGCUUCUGUGAGAAGACAUGGAGUCACACCCCUCAGUACAGAAUCGGGUACUGCCAACAGUGCCCCGACAAGGCUCGAUGGCCCGACCACGCUGGCCCGAAGCCGCCUCUCUACUUCAACGCUGGCAUGUUCGUGUACGAGCCGAACCUCGAGACCUACCGCGACUUGCUCGGAACCCUUGAGAUCACGCCCCCGACUCCAUUUGCCGAGCAGGACUUCUUGAACAUGUACUUCAAGGACAUCUACAAACCGAUCCCCAACGUGUACAACCUCGUGCUCGCGAUGCUGUGGCGUCACCCCGACAACGUCAAGCUCGACACAGUCAAGGUCGUCCAUUAUUGCGCUGCGGGGGCGAAGCCGUGGCGUUACACGGGCGAGGAAGAGAACAUAGACAGAGGCGACAUCAAGAUGUUGGUGAAGAGGUGGUGGGAUAUUUACGACGACGAGUCCUUGGACUACAGAAACGUAGCCGCGGCGGAGGAAGCCGCGAAGCAAGAGAAAUUGGAGCGAUUCCUCGCUGCGCUAUCGCAGGUCGGAGUGCGCUACAUAACCGGCCCACCGGCGGCAUAGGUGUAGAGAGCUCGGCGAUGUUUAAAUGUUUGUAUAAAUAUUAUUAGUGAUGAUUAAGUACUUAAGCA